UAGAGAGUUUGACAUAGUCAAGUGAAUAAAUCAGUGAUAUGUAAUUCAAAUAUUUUUCUCAAACUUUCAAUUUCAAGAACAAAACUUCUUAUGCAUAGAGUAUUAUUUUUUCAUGCAGAAGCCUUCUUCGAAAAUUCCUGAAAAAAAUGUUACAGGGACAUAUACGUAUGUUAAGGUACAGCCGACCUUAAAAGAAAAGAAUAUAAAAUUAGAGAACAAAAAAGUAUCAAAUUGUGUAUCCAUUUUUGAACCACUUGUAGGUCCUUCAAAUCAAUUUAUUCCAGUGCAUGAUGCUCAAAAUUCUAGUCAAUAUGUUCAGCUGCAGUUAUCUUCAGAUCAAAAUUUGCCUGCCAUCCAGUUGCGUAAUGUACAAUCACUUCAAUCUAGUCAUAGUUUCAAUUUUAUAGAUUCUAUAUGUAAAGAACAUAUUGUUUCACACGGUACAAAACAAACAUUAAAUAACCAAGUAAUUCAAACUCUUACAAUUAGUUCUCCUAUGAAAAUUACAGAUUCUAAAAGUUAUAUUUUAUCACCCACACACAGUUCUGCAUCACAAUCAUCAGUUUUUCAAUCUUCUUCAAAUGGAGUAUCAAAGGAUGUUUCAAAAUCAAUUAGUUUGAUGCCUAAGCUGUCUAAUGACAGAAUUAUUGCUCCUGCCACUUCGUUUCCUAUUCCAGCUCCUACCACUUCGUUAUUGAACUCUAAUCUGGUAAUUACCUCUACUAAUCACAAUCAAUCAGGCCAAGCUCUACAAAAUAGAAGUAAUCAGAAAAAGUUAAAAAAUCAAGCUGUUAAUCAUGUCAAUAGUUUUCCUUCGGUUGCUAUCAAGUCCAGUAAAGUUGCUAUGCAACAACCAAUGUUUGUGCCGAUCACAAUGGCUGGUACCAUUUCAAUGUAUACAAAUCAAGAUCAACAAAAUGGAACUCUUAGAAUACAUCAUCAAAUAGCUCCUCGGUUGUCUACGUCAAAAUCAAGUAUUGUUACUAUUAAUCCAAGUAAUCACAGCUUUUUAAUUCCAGUUCAAUCUCAAUCAGAAAAAAGUGGAAUGCCUCAACUGUUUAUUCAGAAUUUUUCACAAUGCCAAUCUAAUUCAACUGAGCCAAUUAAAGAUGGUUUUUCAAAUGACAAUCUACUUAGAAUAGAUUCAAAUAAAUCUGCAUCUAAAGCAAAUGUUGGACCAAUAACAGAAUCAAAAAUUUUAAAGAAACCUUGCAAUUGCACUAAAUCUCAAUGCUUAAAAUUAUACUGUGAAUGUUUUGCUAAUGGUGAGUUUUGCAACAAUUGCAACUGUCGUAUUUGCUUCAACAACAUUGCUCAUGAAGUUGAACGUAGUAAAGCAAUUAAAUCAUGUUUAGAUCGCAAUCCAUACGCUUUUCAUCCUAAAAUUGGCAAAGGAAAGAUUAAAGGUGAUACAGAGAGAAGACAUACUAAAGGUUGCAACUGUAGACGAUCAGGAUGUUUAAAAAACUACUGUGAAUGUUAUGAGGCAAAAAUUCUUUGUUCAACACUUUGCAAAUGUUCUGGCUGUAAAAAUUUUGAAGAAUCUGCCGAUCGUAAAACAUUGAUGCAAUUAGCUGAUGCAGCAGAAGUAAGAGUAUUACAACAAAAUGCUGCAAUUAGUAAACUUGAUACUGAGAUGAAAGUUUUGAAUGGAGAAACCCAAUGUUUCAAAGACAAAAUUUCAUUCAUAACUGAAGAUGUUUCCAAAUUGACCUGUGACAUUUUACUUGCGCGAGCUCAGGAAGCUGAAUUUCUCAAUGAAGAUGAAGUACAAAUAGAACAUUCAGUUUUGGAAGAAUUCAGUCGAUGCCUUAACCAGAUUAUUGAUAAAACUAAUGGAUUUAAAAAAAGGAAAAAAUAACAAUGGAAGGAUUAACCAUUGAAAAAAAUGACCAUGGACUUAAUGACUAUGGUUUGAAUGACCAUGGACUGUGUUCUGAAUUUUAAAAUAAUCGAAUCUUAUUUAUUUUAUAAACUUGUAAAUUUGUACAUCAAAAUCACCUACAUGUUUUUAUAUAUAAAUAUAUUUUAACGUAA
Messenger RNA from Hydra vulgaris (swiftwater hydra), 2037 nucleotides. Its product is annotated as protein lin-54 homolog. The record is from RefSeq and is a predicted model, not a curated record. NCBI's taxonomy places the organism in Eukaryota, Metazoa, Cnidaria, Hydrozoa, Anthoathecata, Hydridae. Gene Ontology annotation, cellular component: nucleus. Gene Ontology annotation, biological process: regulation of DNA-templated transcription.